AUGGCAGCCUCCAUGCGAUUGCCAGUAGUGGUUGUUUUGGGAUCAACCGGGACAGGGAAAUCGAAGCUGGCACUUGAGUUAGGGAAAAUUUUCAAAGGAGAAAUCAUUAGCGCCGAUUCUAUGCAGGUCUAUAAGGGGUUGGAUAUCAGCACAAACAAAGUGACUGCAGAGGAGUUAAGACAAUGUCCUCAUCACAUGAUUGAUUUCCUCAGCCCCCUGACCAGGAACUAUACAGUGACAGAUUACAGGGAUGCCACUCUGCCUAUUAUCGACCGCCUACUGAAGCAGGAAAAACUUCCAAUUAUAGUGGGAGGCACAAGCUACUAUAUUGAGUCUCUCUUGUGGAACUUCAUCAUUACCAAACAGGAUAUUGAGAAAGCACUCAAGGAGGGCCAAAGUCCAGCCAAAAAAACGAAGCUGUUCCAGACUGAACCACCGAUAGAAUUGACGAGUAAAGUCGAGUUGUCUUCCUUUUCUUUCGGGAAUGGACAGCAAGCGAAAGAGUCAUCUUCAUAUGUUCAAGGAAACAGAGUUCUAAUACCAGAAGAAAUACAAGAACCACAAAUAAACCGUGACAGUGAAAACUCUGAUUUGGACAGAAAGAAUAUUACUGUUAAAGACAAACUAAAAGAAUAUGGAGAUGGAACAUCGCUGGAUUGGGAAAAAUACAAUGGAGUGGAAUCUGAUGUACUGUUUGCACGUCUUCAGGAGGUGGACCCAGAGAUGGCCCUAAUGAUCCACCGAAAUAAUAGACGCAAGAUAAUCAGACGUGGCUUGGUGGAUGAGCUACAGGAUUUUCAUCAACAAUACAAUGCUGACCGAUUGAAAGAGAAAAGUGAGCCUGACUACACACAAGGUAUAUUCCAAAGUAUAGGCUUCAAGGAAUUUCAUGAAUACCUGGUUCUGUCAAAGGAGGAGCAGAAUACAGACAAGGGGAGGCAACUCUUCAAAGAAGGAGUAGAAAAUUUGAAGAAAAGAACUCGGGCCUAUGCUAAGUACCAAGUAAAGCAUAUUCGCAACAGAUACAUCAAACAUCAGGGAGGUGUAUACGCCUCUGAUGUUUCUCAGUGGGAGGAUAGAGUAAAGACACCAGCUGUUGAAAUCCUAACAGAUAUUUUACAGGGGAGAGAACCCCGUCAUGCCCCCAUCCAUUCUGAAGAGACUGAUAACUACCGAGUUCAUGAAGUGUGUGACAUUUGUAAUGAUGGACGUAUUUUCUACACAUCACAGGAGUGGAACCGUCACCUAAAAAGUAAAAGACACGAACGAAGGAAAUAUAAGCUGAAAAAGGAAAAAGCGAGUUUAUUAAAUAGCAAUAAAACAAAGAAAGAAGUGACUUCUGAACCUGGGGAUGAGGGAGAUGAUUCAGCUUUACCAAACAGUCUUAGUGGAGAGGUGAGAUUGAUGGGAGAUAACUCAUCACAGUCAGACAGUGGGAGUGGAGAGGUUGGAUCAAUGGGAGAUAACUCAUCCCAGCUAGUCAGUAGGAGUGGAGAAGUUAGAUCAAUGGGAGAUAACUCAUCUGUGCCACACUGUGGGAGUGGAGAGGUUGAAUCAAUGGGAGAUAACUCAUCCCAGCUAGUCGGUGGGAGUGAAGAGGUUGGAUCAAUGGGAGACAACUCAUCUGUUCCACACUGUGGGAGUGGAGAGGUUGGAUCAAUGGGAGAUAACUCAUCAAUGCCGGACUGAGUGAGUGGAAAGCUUUGAUCAGCAAAGAGAUAAUUCAUCAAUACCAGAGCCUACUUCUACAAAUAAUUGUAGAAUGGAAGACAACCUUUCUAUACCAGACUGUGUUAUUGUGUCACAUUAAAGAAAUGAUUAAAUGGGGAGAUAACUAUGUCAGACAAUUCUAAUGCUGAUUAGGAUUCUCUUAUAACAAGCCAUGACUGGGAGAUAACUGUGCUACAUAUAUGACAUAUGAAGAUCUUUUUCAUUUAAAAAUUCUCAUAUAUCAUGUUUAAAGAACA
Messenger RNA from Ylistrum balloti, 1967 nucleotides. RefSeq names its product tRNA dimethylallyltransferase-like. The transcript has 11 exons. Bases 1 to 1689 code for a protein of 562 amino acids. Gene Ontology annotation, biological process: tRNA modification. The record is from RefSeq and is a predicted model, not a curated record. Gene Ontology annotation, cellular component: mitochondrion. Gene Ontology annotation, molecular function: tRNA dimethylallyltransferase activity. Lineage: Eukaryota; Metazoa; Mollusca; Bivalvia; Pectinida; Pectinidae.